AUGUGGUCCCUUGCCAAGCAGAAUCAAAAUAAGGGACAUGCAUGUUUUCCUUCAUUGGUGUACAUCAGAUGUGAACCGGGGCACAUACAAGAAAUGCAAUUCUAUAUGCACAUUUGCUUCAGUGGCAGUUGUUGGCAUCUGCUUGUUUCCAGAGUGCGCCUCGGGGACGAAGUGACUUUCAUGGCAGUAAAUCAAAAUAAAUUCAGUGAGACAUCUGAGUUCACUCAGGAUUGCUUUGGAGCCUGUGAGUUCACCGGAGGAGGAGGAUAUCUACCCUCAAUACUCAAGCUGCAUAUUUUCUUUUCCUCUGUCAAAAAUGGAAAUAAAUAA
Podarcis lilfordi (Lilford's wall lizard) is the source of this 330-nucleotide messenger RNA. NCBI's taxonomy places the organism in Eukaryota, Metazoa, Chordata, Lepidosauria, Squamata, Lacertidae. The record is from the annotation of a GenBank genome assembly.